AUGCUACAUACCACUUUAACUUCGUACUUAAUAAUUCGUCGCUCUUGCCACAUUGUGACAGUUAUCUUCUAUAAUAAAGCUUGUCAAAUGUACUCGUCGUGUCAUGCUGAGUUCGCUUCACGAAUGAUUCAGACGUUUAGCGGAGAUUACGUCAUCUGCAGACAGCCUGGGAAUUCUAAGACUUCGCACACAGUCAUAAUCCUUAUUAAAAGAGAGCACGAGGAAGUCUGA
Molecule: messenger RNA, 231 nt
Organism: Necator americanus (New World hookworm)
Lineage: Eukaryota; Metazoa; Nematoda; Chromadorea; Rhabditida; Ancylostomatidae
Exons: 1
Coding region: 1-231 (76 amino acids)
Source: RefSeq, a predicted model, not a curated record